This is a messenger RNA of Drosophila willistoni, 1287 nucleotides long. Its product is annotated as heat shock protein 23. The coding region runs from base 170 to 850 and encodes 226 amino acids. The record is from RefSeq and is a predicted model, not a curated record. Gene Ontology annotation, molecular function: protein folding chaperone. Lineage: Eukaryota; Metazoa; Arthropoda; Insecta; Diptera; Drosophilidae. Gene Ontology annotation, biological process: response to heat; protein refolding. The transcript has a single exon.
AGGUACAGUUGUGUUACCAGCGGAUUGUUGAGUUGUUCGCUUUCAGUUAUUGAGUUGGAGUGGAGUAGAGCAGAGCAGAGGACAACGGUUUUUUUGGUGACUUAGGCCAAAAAUCAACGCGUUUGUUCCGUGUGCAACGAACACAACGAACGAAACCGCAACCGAAACCAUGCCCAUUCACUGGGACUGGGAUUGGGAGCACGAGCACGAGCAUGGCGGAGCUCACUAUCACUGGCCGCCGCGGCGUCACUGGUCCACUGGUGAGCCCAAGUGCCGCCAGCGUAGAUACUAUCUCUCCCACGAGCUGGACGUGUGUGCCAGGGACUUCCAUUUGCGUAUGGACGACACAGCCUGGUGCCACGGCUCGUGUCUGGUUGGCCGUGUGGUCAUCGAAACGGGCACUGAGCCGGAUUCCCUCGGUCGUGGCACAUUCAAGGUGGUCCUGGAUGUCCAUCAUUUUCAGCUCAACGAGCUGAUGGUGAAGGCCAAGAACAGUGACACCAUCUGUGUGGAGGGCAAGCAGUCCGAUGAUCGCGCCGAAAAGGGACAACUGUGCAUAACCCGAGAAUUUUCACGGGCCUACAAGCUGCCGCGGCACUACGACGCCACCCAGGCAAGGGCCACGUUCUCUGCCGAUGGCAUACUCAUGGUCACGGUGCCAGCACCACCGAAACUGGACGAUGUGGAGCGUGUGGUGGACAUUGAGCCCACUGGCAAUUACUUUGGCAGCAUUGCGGAUCCCAGUGCGGCCAAGGCUAUUGAGCAGGCAGAAGCAGAAGCAGCUGCUGCGGCAGCUGCUAAUGAUGAUGGUGGCGAGGCGAAUCCUGCUGGCACAGCGACGGACAAAUGAAGCUGGCGACGUCUGGCGGUUGCGCGUGGCAAUCUCCGCAAAUGGAAACAAUUCUUUGGACUUUCGGCUUUUCGUGGCAAGCCGCGUAAACGCGUUUAGGCCGUCAGAGGCAGUUGGUUGGCUGGAAUGAGGCAACAACAUAGAGUAUGAGGAAAAGCAUUGAGGGGCAUCCCAAGACAAAACGAAAUCACACCACAGCCGCACUCGCACCACAAUGGAGUACUCCUUCGAAAUUUUAGAUCAACAAUCUAGUAAAAUGAUUCAAUAACUAGUUCAAUUGUUCGUUACGUUCUUGUUAACACUUAGUGCAAUUGUUUUUUAAACGUUAUCAAAUAUGGCUACCAUCUAAUAACUAUCUAUAACUACAACUUUAACUCUAAGGACUUGCUGUAUGUGUUUGUGAUUUUGCUUAAUGCCAAUAAAGGACUUUAUCAUGA